Molecule: messenger RNA, 4186 nt
Organism: Drosophila innubila
Lineage: Eukaryota; Metazoa; Arthropoda; Insecta; Diptera; Drosophilidae
Product: organic cation transporter protein
Exons: 8
Coding region: 820-2502 (560 amino acids)
Biological process (GO): transmembrane transport
Cellular component (GO): membrane
Molecular function (GO): transmembrane transporter activity
Source: RefSeq, a predicted model, not a curated record
UUCGCACGAGCGCUCAGUUGCUCUCGGUCAUUCGUUGUGGUUGUGUGAACUUUUGCCGCAGCAUCAUCAGCAGCAGCAGCAGCAACAACAACGACAACGACAUCGACAUCGACAUCGACAGUGACAGUGACAGCGACAAGAACAACAGCAACAGCCACAGAAAGAGCAGUAUCAAACAGAGACGACAUUGUAGCCAUCAUUAUCGCCGUCGCCAUAGAGAAAGAAUCAUUCGAAGCAACAGCAGCAGCAGCAGCAGGAAGAGUUUUUUUUUCGUAUUCGAGAAGCCAAAAGAUAAAACGUUUUGUGGUAAAUUAGAAAUUUACAAAUUACAAUUUACAAUUUGCAGUUGCAAUUACAGUUCAAGUGCAUUGCGGCUGUAAACAGAGAUCCAAAGAAACAGUUUCGCAGCGGGCAAAUGCGUCGUAUGCGUAAUGUCAUAAACUAGACAACUAAAGAAGCAUUUAACGCCAGAGUCACUCAACAUACAAUUUGCAAAUUUAAAUAAUUUUAAAACAAGCAACAAACUUAUAAUACCAACUGAGCGUCGGUUUUAUGUGACAGUUUCCGUUUGGUGCGAUUUAAAAAAAAAAAAUUGAUGAAAAUACGCAUCAAGCAGUAAAAAAUUGAUAGAGCGGGCAACGGAAUUCCGCGCCAAGUGUCAUCAAAACAACAGCAACAGGAAGAGGGCUAAGGAAAUCAGGCACAGGUAAAAGCAGCAUCCUUGGGGUGCCAAUUGUGCAACAAAACGCGCUUCAGGAUUAGCCCCAGUUCUAGGAACAGCAGCAACUCGUAUUUUAUCCAUAAGUUCCUUUGUGCGUCAUGCACGACACAGCCGGCAAACCAUCCCCCAUAGCCACGCCCACACAGUCACCGAUGGCGUCGGCAGAUCCUGGUCCCGUACCAGCAGAUGAUGAGGAUGAGACCGAUGUGAUUGGUGAUCUGAUGGGCCACUAUGGCAAAUGGCAACUACUGAUGACGGUGCUGCUCUCACUGUUCCAGGUGCCAAACACCUUUCACAUAUCCUCAUCCGUCUACCAGGCGGCCAACAAGGAGUUCUGGUGUCAGAGGCCGGCGCAUUUACAACAACUACCCGUCGAUGUUUGGCGCAAUCUGAGUGAUUCCAAUGACAACUGCCAUCAACGGGUGGGGAUCGAUUGGAGUCAGCUGAGAAAUGAUACGCUGCCAGCACAACUGGAGCAACAGGCGGCGGCAGCUGCUUCAGCUGUGACAGAUGACAAAGGCAAACUGGUUGCAUGCAACAGCUGGGAGUAUGCCACUGAUGACAAUGUUGGUAACACUUGGACCUCCGAGUGGGAUCUGGUGUGCGACAAGGAGCAUUUAAAGAACGUUGCCGAAAUGUUCUUUCUGCUGGGUGUUGCAACAGGUGGCAUCAUUUCGGGCUACCUCUCUGACAAAUUUGGUCGCAAAACAAUGCUCUUCAUAUCGGCAGUGCUGCAGACCAUAUUUGGUCUCUGGCUGUAUUUCUGUAGUUCCUUUGAGCUAUAUUUAACCCUGCGAGCGCUUUUGGGACUUGUCUCCGUCUCGGUGACCUACUCGGGCCUCAUAUUGGCCAUUGAGUAUGUGGAUGGCAAAUGGCGGACCAUAGCCGGAAUGUACAAUCUAUUUCCGCUUCCCAUCUCGUAUAUGAUCAUCUCUGGAUUGGCCUAUUUGACGCAGGAUUAUCAACGUCUGCAGCUGUGCAUUGGGCUUCCCGGCAUUUUUCUCUGUUUUCUCUGGUUUGUGGUGCCGGAAUCGCCGCGCUGGCUGCUGGUCAAGGGUCGCAUUGAGGAAGUGAAACGCAUCAUUGAGGCGGCGGCCAUUUUCAAUGGACGAGAGUUGCCCGCAGAUUAUCAGCUGACGCCGCCAACGCAGGAGAGUAGCUCACAGGACUUUACAUAUCUGUUUAGAUCCAGCUAUUUAAGACGCAUCUCUAUCUGCUUCCUGUGCAUUUGGUUCACCAUGAAUCUCGUCUACUAUGGCAUUAUCUUGAACAUGAGCUCAUUUGGUGGCAAUGUCUACUUAAAUUCGGCGCUAGCUGGCCUAGUCGAAAUACCUGCCAUUGCGGUGGCCAUGUACAUUAUCACCAAGGUGGGUAAGAAGUGGCUCUUCAGUGCCACAUUGUUCUGUGCCGGCGUCGCCUGCUGCUGUGCCGCUAUCACCGAAGGACGCGAGGAUAUGCUCUGGCUGAAGAUCACAUUCCUGAUGAUGGGCAAGUUUACAAUUAGUGCCGGGAAUACCAUUAUGCCCGUUUACACCGCGGAACUUUAUCCCACGGCGAUACGCAAUGUGGGCGUGGGUGCCUGCAAUGUGGCUGCAGGAUUGGCGCUCAUCCUGACGCCCUACUUGUCGCUUCUGAACAAAAUCGACGGCCACCUGUUGAUGUCGCUGUUAACCGCUUGGAGCAUUUUUGGUGGAUUCGUAGUUCUCUUUCUACCUGAGACGGCGGUGCGAAAAAAUGCAACAACCGCAGCAAGUCGACAGAAUGCAGCAAAGCAAGUGUAAUAAAUUACAGAAGCCCCUUUACCUUGCCCCGUUGGUCAUCAAGGAUACAUUUUGGCUGGUCCAAAAUAAGCACACAGGCUACCAGAGAACUACUUACGAUACAAAAACAACAACAACAACAAGUACUAAAUAAAUAGAAACAACCAACAAUAAUUGUUGCCCAGCCCCGAUUUGACAUAUCCACCGCCUCAGCCACCGCCACCUAAUUCUAUAUUCUAUCUGUAGUCGAGGAGCUCAAUUAAAUAGCGCAAUUUAUCGAAUGUCCAUUAAAUGCCAUAGAGCGAAAUGUCAGGCAGGACCUUAUCUGCGUCGCAAGUAGUGAGUAUUUAAUAAAAUAUCUAAGAAGAAUAACAAACAAUGGCUUUUAGCUUAUAUUAGUUAUAAGAACAUAAGCAUACAUAUUAUAAACGAAGUCACAAUUCGGUAUAGGAAUAACUAAGUAACUUCGGUAUUAUCGAAGUGGAAGAAAUUUCACAUAUCCAAAAAGAAAAAUUCAGAGAAUCCCUAUGAUUGAUUGAUUGAUGGUUCAAAAUGAUUGCAGUUCUAAAAGUUUAUGUGGAGUUUCGGAUAUUAAAUUAACUUGUUAAAAUGCAUGUAAAAGUAUUGCUUAAUUAUUAAUUCUAUCAACAACGCAAUGAGCAACAGCUAAAACAACAAAAUACAAUAACUAAUUAUUCUUGUCAAUAUGUCAAAAUAUAAGUAAGCAUAAUCUCGUUGUUGUUGUCUUGUCUUCGUUAAGCUUGGUUAAAUAUAAAAUAUUUUAUAAAUAAAUAAGCACAAAUACAAUUGAUUAUGUAAUCGAAAGUAAAAUUGUAAUCUCUGGUAAAUGUAGUCAAUUAAUCAUUAGAAUAAUUAUUUCAUAUAAUAUAUAUACAAAGUAAAUAUCGGUCAAUUAUGCAUACUAUACUAUAUGUGUAUGUAUUUGUAUAUGAAUACGAACUGCAUAUGGAGAGAAUGCAAUGUUUAUUGUUUUUACACAUUUCACAUUUAAAUUUGUUUACGGAAUUUCGCUUGCUAAUAAAAAUAGUUUAAAGACCUCCCAUUCUAGUGCAUUUAAUCUAUGAAUGUAUGUAUGUAUGUAUGUAAGUAAUUUAUAUGUAAAUCAAAAUUAAAAAAAAAAAAUGUAUUAGCUAACACUAUCAAACAUCAUGUUAACAAUGUUAGAGUCGUGGAAAUUAAAAUUGUUGCUUUAUGAAACCGCCAAAAUGCUUGUUGUACUUACAAAAUAUUUAUGAUAUUAUUUCCUUUAAUUAUAAGUUUUAAUUUGUUGUUAAUUGUACUUACAAUAUAAGUAGAUCUUUAUGUUGUCUAGAAUUUAUUAUUAUUAUUUAAUACGAACACUGCUUAUGAUAUUUAAAUGUUUUACUUACCAUUUGUAUAUUUAAGAGAAUUCUAAAAAUUCACUUUUAAUUAAAAAAUGUUACAAAAAAUGAAUAAUGAUCAAGUUGUGUUUACAUGUUGAUAAAGAAAUGAAAUGGAUGAAUGUAAACUGUUAGAUAUUCCAUCUUGAAAUCCCUAGUCGUAUUUUAAAGCUCAUGUUAAAUGCUCAACCGGAUCUUAAGAACAAAUAAUGUUAAUAAAUGCGUAUUAAAAAUUGUUGUAAAUCAAAAUUACCAGAAAGCAACGUAAAUGCAAUUAUAGUGUCAAAAUAAAUAUAUAUAAAUAAAUAAAUAAUACAAAUAUA